AUGGCCCGGUGGUCGUCGUGCAUGGCGCUGCUCGUCCUCGCCGUCGCCGCGCAGCUCGUCGCGGCCGACCUGUCGCCGGGAUACUACGGCAGCAGCUGCCCCAGCCUGGAGAGCAUCGUGCGCGGCGUGGUGACGCAGAAGAUGGACGACACCAUCCGCACCAUCGGCUCCACCAUCCGCCUCUUCUUCCACGACUGCUUCGUCGAGGGUUGCGACGCGUCGGUGCUGAUCCGGUCGACGCCGGGGAGCCCGACGGAGAUGGACGCCGACGACAACAAGUCGCUGGCGUUCGAGGGCUACGAGACGGUGAGGAUCGCCAAGGAGGCCGUGGAGGCCGCGUGCCCCGACCUGGUGUCCUGCGCCGACAUACUCACCAUCGCCACACGGGACGCCAUCGCCCUGAGCGGCGGGCCCUUCUACCCAGUGGAGCUGGGCAGGCUGGACGGCCUGAGCUCCACGGCCAGCAGCGUGGCCGGCAAGCUGCCGCAGCCCACCAGCACCCUCAACCAGAUGGUCGCCAUGUUCAGAGCGCACGGGCUCAACAUGUCCGACAUCGUCGCCAGCGGCGCACACCGUGGGGCUGGCGCACUGCGGCAAGUUCAGGGAGCGGGUGUACGGCAGCCCGGCGGACGCGACGCUGAACCCCAAGUACGCGGCGUUCCUGAGGACCAAGUGCCCCGCCGACGGCUCGUCGGACCCGAUGGUGCUCAUGGACCAGGCCACGCCGGCGCUCUUCGACAACCAGUACUACCGGAACCUGCAGGACGGCGGGGGGCUGCUCGCCUCCGACCAGCUCCUCUACAACGACAACCGCACGCGGCCCCUCGUCAACGCGUGGGCCAACAGCACGGCCGCCUUCAGCCGGGGCUUCGUGGCCGCCAUGGUCAAGCUCGGCCGCGUCGGGGUCAAGUCCGGCAGCGACGGCAACAUACGCAAGCAGUGCGACGUCUUCAACUGAUGGCGAGAGGGAUCGAUCGAUCGAUGCGUUGGUGUACACCGGGGUUACCACGCUGGCUGAAUUAG
Molecule: messenger RNA, 1023 nt
Organism: Triticum turgidum subsp. durum (durum wheat)
Lineage: Eukaryota; Viridiplantae; Streptophyta; Magnoliopsida; Poales; Poaceae
Source: the annotation of a GenBank genome assembly